AUGGCCCUCCAGGGCUAUGACACCAGCUGUCUUCCUGGUGGCGGAGUGCUGGAGAUGAGUGAGCACCAGCUCGCAGAUCUCGCAGGGAACGCGUUUUCCGUGAACUGCGCUAUGGCAGCCAUUUUGGCACUGCUUACAAGCUUGCGGUUCAAUACCGAGAGUGAGGAUGAAGAGCUGGACCAGAUCACUUCUUCGUCGCUGGGCCGCUGA
Molecule: messenger RNA, 210 nt
Organism: Symbiodinium pilosum
Lineage: Eukaryota; Dinophyceae; Suessiales; Symbiodiniaceae
Source: the annotation of a GenBank genome assembly